Molecule: messenger RNA, 597 nt
Organism: Papaver somniferum (opium poppy)
Lineage: Eukaryota; Viridiplantae; Streptophyta; Magnoliopsida; Ranunculales; Papaveraceae
Product: F-box protein CPR1-like
Exons: 3
Coding region: 1-597 (198 amino acids)
Source: RefSeq, a predicted model, not a curated record
AUGUUGUUCUCAGAAUGUCUGAAAGUCAUAAAGCAUCCAACAGAGUUGGAACUUCAGGCAGUCCAAGCAUUGCUAUGCUUAAGUGAUUGGCUGCCAGACUUCUUUGAUGCAGGAAUGGCGAAACUAUGUGAGAAUAUCGUAAACCUCGCUGUUAGGUUGCCUGAGAAGUCAAUCUUACGGUUCAGUUUAAUGAUACACCCAUUUGGUGAGUUUCAUAAAAAUACCCACACUUUAGCUUACGAUCAAUCUUCAUCUACAUUGAGUACCUUUGUUGAUAUAGGCUAUCCUCGCGGUGGUUUCUUUUGGGGAACUUGUAAUGGCUCGGUUUGUUUAACCACCACUUGCAAGAAUUAUAUCGUCCUUUGGAAUCCAGCUACAAAAGAGUUUAAGGAACUACCUGUACCAAUUAGGUCAGACAAUCGUUUUAGUUAUACUAAAUAUGGAUUUGGUUAUGAUGAUAAGAUUGAUGAUUUUAAGGUUAUAAGUUUUUUGGGGAUUCAGGAGAAACCUCAUUGUGAAGUUCGCGUAUAUACAUUAAAGUCUAGUUCAUGGAGAAGGCUUGAGACUAUACCUUAUGAUCUUUAUUAUCCAGGAUAA